AUGUCGGAAUCAUCUGGCUCUGCCAUCUUAUUUGGAUGCUCAGUUGCAGUAGUAUCCUCUGCCAUUCAAUCUUUUGGUGUCACCCUUCAAAGAAAAUCUCACUUGCUACACUUGGAGAUGCCAGGGGAAUGUGCUGCAGAAAGUACAUUUCAUCACACCAGCCAUCAUCGACAACAAAAGUAUAGACGCAACAUGUGGUACUUUGGAUUCAGCUUAUUCAUAGUCGCUAAUGUUUUGGGAUCAGCUAUUCAAAUUUCAACCCUUCCACUCAUUAUAUUGUCCCCCUUACAGAGUAUCGGUCUAAUAUUCAACUCAAUAUUCAGCUGCCUACUUCUACCUGGUGAACACUUUACAAGUCGGUUAUGGUCUGGCACCGGAAUAAUAGCCUUAGGAGCUUGCAUUACUGCAUAUAAUGGCUCUACGCAUAGUGACCCAACAAAUCAGCCUCAGCCAGACAUUAACGAAAGCUUCAAGAUUGUUUUGACCAAGUUAUUAAGUAGAUCAUUUCUACAGUGGUUUAUUGGAACCUUUGUUUUUAUGGGAUGCCUUUUGAUCAUAAACUGUGUCUACUUGAAGAGGAAAACUCGGGAGUGUCGGCGAUAUUGCACUUUAAAAGACGGUCGCAACAACAUGCUCGUGCUUCAGCUUGACAGAGCCCAAUUUUGGAAAGGGAUCAACUAUGGAAUCAUCAGUGGUACUUUGACAGCGCACACAUUUCUUUUUGCAAAAUCAAUCAUAAAUGUGAUUAUGGAAACAAUAUUGAAAGAGGGGGUUUCUGGAAUAUUUAAAGUUAGUAAUGUUGUGCCAUAUUUGCUUUUGGCGACGAUGCUUGCUAUCAUAGGCCUACAGCUUACUGCAUUCAACUUGGGGUUGGCACAAAUUUCAACAACUAUACUAUACCCAUUGUGUUUUUUGGUUUACAAUCUAGUCAACUUGAUCAAUGACUUGAAAUUCAACAGACUUUUGGCAGAUCACAAAAUGACGUACACCCAAUUUUUGUGGAUACUUUUUGGGUUGAGUGGUGUUUUAUGUGGUGUAUUGGUUUUGAGCUGGGACAGUGCAUGCCAAGACGCAGAUGAUGGGAACGAUAAUGUGAUACUGAUAAACGAAAUUGACCAUGUGAUAACGCCCGAGUCAUCAUUUGAACAAUUUAAGGAUGAUAAUACCGUGGAGCUGACAGAUCUUACGGAAAACUCAUCCGGGAAUGACUCUCUUGACAAUCGAAAUUUAAUAGAGCUUGACAAUGAAAUCUCCGAUGGAGUAAAUUGUGUUGCAAAUGUUUCCAACGCGUCUGAUCUGCAGGUGGCUUCUCCACGCGGGAAACUGCUCACUUACGAACAGAAUCAACUAUUGCAACAACUUGGUUUAUAG
Molecule: messenger RNA, 1371 nt
Organism: Lodderomyces theae
Lineage: Eukaryota; Fungi; Ascomycota; Pichiomycetes; Serinales; Debaryomycetaceae
Exons: 1
Coding region: 1-1371 (456 amino acids)
Biological process (GO): magnesium ion transport
Cellular component (GO): membrane
Molecular function (GO): magnesium ion transmembrane transporter activity
Source: RefSeq, a predicted model, not a curated record